CAGUCAACAAUGUUUCAGCUUCGAGAGUGGUUUAUCUGCGCUGUGAUCCUCAGCCUUCUCUCAUUCCCAGUCAGAUCCUGGGACUAUUGCCAGGAGCACUGGUGUCCCCGCUUCAAGGAUCACGUAGCCUGUAACAACAAUGGAAGCUUUGGACCCCAGUGCGGUAGUGAGGCGAAGCUAGUACCCCUGAGUGGUCCGCUGAGCAGGUUCAUCGUCGACCAGGUGAACUUCUACCGCAACCAAGUGGCCUCGGGCGACUUCUCCGGGUUCGGGGCCGCCCACCGCAUGGCCAGUGUCCGCUGGGACCCGGAGCUGGCCCAGCUGGCGGAGCUGGCGGCCAGGAGGUGCACCCUGUCCGCCGACGAGUGCCGCAACACCAGGCGCUUCAAGCACGUGGGCCAGCUGACGGGACACGUGAUCUUCAGUGCCGGACGGCACAGCGACACGGAGCUGCUGGGCCACAAGAUCGCCAACUGGUUUGCCCAGUACAAAAGGGCCACCAGGGAGCUGGGAGCCGCUGAUCAGGCCAGCGACAUCACCAGCUUCCGCCAGCUGAUGCAGGAGCGGGCCACCCACAUGGGAUGCGGAGUGCUCCGCCAGCGGGCAGAGGACCGCUGGCACCAGCAGUUCAUCGUCUGCAACUUCGCCCGCGAGGACGUGGCCCAUGAACCCGCCUACGAGGUGGGACUCCUGGCGGCCACCGGCUGUCAGGCGGGUCGCAAUCUCCGCUACCCGAACCUCUGUGCCCUCCAGGAGCCUUACGACGUCAACGCCGUCGACCGCUUCCACCAGAAGCCUCCCUUGCGGAUCAAGAUCAGGUACAGCGGAGCCAGCACUUCGAAGGGUUUCGCCGCUACUCCUGGCUUGGCUUUUCAUCCCAAUAUCAAACUGGGAGCUCUUUAAGUUUAUGGAAAUAUGGUUUGUACAAAAGUUAAUUUUCCCAUAUUUUGACAUUCAAUAAAAUUUAAGCAAUUGCUUAA
Molecule: messenger RNA, 980 nt
Organism: Drosophila ficusphila
Lineage: Eukaryota; Metazoa; Arthropoda; Insecta; Diptera; Drosophilidae
Product: antigen 5 like allergen Cul n 1
Exons: 2
Coding region: 10-903 (297 amino acids)
Source: RefSeq, a predicted model, not a curated record